Galeopterus variegatus (Sunda flying lemur) is the source of this 954-nucleotide messenger RNA. Its product is annotated as olfactory receptor 6K2-like. Gene Ontology annotation, biological process: G protein-coupled receptor signaling pathway. The record is from RefSeq and is a predicted model, not a curated record. Gene Ontology annotation, molecular function: olfactory receptor activity; G protein-coupled receptor activity. Gene Ontology annotation, cellular component: membrane. NCBI's taxonomy places the organism in Eukaryota, Metazoa, Chordata, Mammalia, Dermoptera, Cynocephalidae.
AUGAGAAGUAAGAAUCAGACAGCAGUGACUGAAUUUGUAUUCACUGGCUUUCCUCACAUGCAGGAAGGUGGGCUCUUGUUCUUUAUCCUCCUGCUCCUUAUUUAUCUGUUCAUCAUCAUUGGAAACCUUAUGGUCUUCUUUGCCAUCAAACUGGAUUCCCGCCUGCACACCCCCAUGUAUUACUUCAUCAGUGUUCUCUCUUUCCUGGAGAUCUGGUAUACCACAACCACCAUUCCCAAGAUGCUCUCCAAUCUAGUCAAUGAGCAGAAGACCAUCUCCCCAGCUGGUUGCCUCUUACAGAUGUAUUUCUUUCACUCCCUUGGCAUCACUGAGGCUUGCUUGCUCACCACCAUGUCUAUGGACAGAUACCUGGCCAUCUGUAACCCCCUUCAUUACCCCACAAUCAUGACACCUCAACGCUACACUCAGCUGACUCUAGGUUGUUGCUUUUGUGGUUUCUUCACGCCACUCCCUGAGAUUGCUUGGAUAUCCACACUGCCAUUUUGUGGUCCAAAUCAAAUUCAGAAUAUCUUUUGUGACUUUGAUCCCAUCCUGAAUCUAGCAUGCACGGACACUGGAUCAAUUGUGUUAAUUAAGGUUGUGGAUGUUGUACAUGCUGUGGAGAUCAUCACGGCUGUAAUGCUUGUGGCUUUGGCUUAUGUCCAUAUCAUUGCAGUAAUCCUAAGAAUCCGCUCUGCUGACGGACGCCGAAAGGCCUUUUCCACCUGUGCUUCCCACCUUGCUAUUUUCUUGAUUUUUGGAAGUGUGGCUCUGAUGUACCUGCGCUUCUCUGCCAAGUACUCCUUUUUCUGGGACACAGCCAUCAGCCUAAUGUUUGCAGUGUUGUCACCAUUCUUCAACCCAAUCAUCUACAGUCUAAGGAAUAAAGAGAUCAAGGAAGCCAUAAAAAAGCACAUGUGCCCAUCUACUAUAUUCACACAUCUUAUUAAAUAA